AUGAAAUCUAUAAAGAUAAAAACCUAUUAGUAUUAUUAAAAGAGCAAGAUUAACGAAGAUGCUUUAAAAUAAACAUUACCUUAUUGUGUAAAAAUUGAAAGUUCAUAAGAAGAUGAAAGAAAUGAUAUUCUGAAAUUAGAAUUCGAUAGAGAAAAUUGUAUACCUUUAAAUGAAGUGAUCAAAUAUGCUGUAAUAUUUAUUUAAAUCUAUUUUAUAGGAAAUUCUUUUACUAAGAUUAUAACAUGGAUAAAUAUUUACUAUUAUCAAACAUUUAUUAUCUUUAAUAGAAAAUCCUAUAUAUUCAAAUUAAAAUAUUUUUAUUUACAACAUUUGGUUAAUAUUUGAUUAAAAAUAGACACAAAGAUUUGUUCUAAAUGAACGAUGUGUAGCAGAUUUUUCAUUAUUUUAUUCAUUCCCUUUAAUAGAAAAAACUUAAUAAAAUUAAGAAUAAAUUAUUAAUAUAAUUACAACAAUCUUAAAAGUAUGUAAUGAUAUUCCAUCAAGCUAUUUUUUUUUUGGAUCAAAUAAACCUUUUAAAUUAUUCCUAAAAGAACUUAGUUUAGGAUUUAAUUAAUUUAGAUAACAAUUUCAUGAAUAUUAUAAUAAUAAUAAAAAUAUUGAUUAAAAAACUUAAACAGAUCUGAAUUUAGAUACAAAAGAUGAAUUUGUGGAAGAUAAAGAGAAUUAAAAGAAGAUUGAAAAACUAAUUUUAAAAUACAUUGAAAAAACCAACUUUAAUUCAUCUUUAAAAUCUAUUUUAAAUGAAUUAUUGAAAUAAUAUAAUUUUUAAUUAGGAUUAAAAGCUUUAAAUAUGUUUCAAUCCAAGGAAAAAGAUAAAAAAUAUGAAUUAUAACAUUUAACAAAAUUAUUUAAAUUUGAAUCAGAUGAAAAAUUGAAUUAAUUAAUAGAAUAAACUUUUAAGAAACAAAAUGAAAAAUAAGACAUACUAAAAUAAGAAAUCGAAUAUAAAGAAACUAAUUUAUUAAAAUAUAAUGAUUUAAAGCAAUUAUAUGAAGAAGCAGCUGUUAUUUAUUUUAAGCAUAAUGGAUAUUUUAAUGCUUUUGAUUAAUUUAUUGAAAUUACAGAAAAAAUCAUCAAUAACUAAUUAAUUUUUGAAGAAAAAUUCUAUUAUAUUAUAGAACCAUAAAUUAUUGAAUAUUAUAACGAUACUUUAUAUUUAAGAUAUUUAGAACACCUAGAUGACUAAUUAUGA
Paramecium sonneborni is the source of this 1213-nucleotide messenger RNA. The record is from the annotation of a GenBank genome assembly. Lineage: Eukaryota; Ciliophora; Oligohymenophorea; Peniculida; Parameciidae.